Rhagoletis pomonella (apple maggot) is the source of this 1049-nucleotide messenger RNA. RefSeq lists its product as uncharacterized. Bases 424 to 981 code for a protein of 185 amino acids. The transcript has 2 exons. The record is from RefSeq and is a predicted model, not a curated record. Lineage: Eukaryota; Metazoa; Arthropoda; Insecta; Diptera; Tephritidae.
CUAUUCGGCGCUCAGUUGUAGGGAUGUGGUACACACGGCUUAGUGCAAAAUAAGCUGCAAGCACAACUGUCAUUACUUUGCAAAGAUGAAGGGAAAUUGGUGUAGUUUUUAACUCUCGGACCAAACUAACCACCUAAGAAGAUAUGAACUGGCGAACUCAGCGAUUGAUUGCAUACACCGCUUUACAUUCGACCGCGACCACCACGCGCUAUUAAUUUUGUUAAUUUAAUUAGUCUGACGAAUAAUUUAGCUAACUAAUCGACAAGCUAAAAAUAAAGAUUAGCAAUAAAACUCAUCGUUCCGCAAAAUUAGUUUAAUUUCCAAGCCUCAUUAUAGCGCUUAAACGAUUUGGUUGAACAAAAAAAAAAAAAAUACGUAUCACUGCAAAAAUGUUAAACUACAUAUUCACAACAUCAAUUCAGUAUGUUUUUGGCUGCCCAAAUAAUGACACUACCGACGCUUUUACUUCUAACUGUAACCAUGCUUUUCGCCGCAUUUGGAUGUCAGCAAGCCGAAGCGAAACGCUUCCAAAUCUUGGACAUAAAAAAUCGCGUAAGUGGCGAAAAUGUCUUCUUUCAGACGUACAUUCACGAUAAUGGCACCAAAUUUGAUAUAUACCUGACGCUCAAUAAACCAUGGAAAGCGCAUGAUCUGCUUAUGAGCUUAAAGCUGAAACGUAAAGCCAACAACGAUACAUCAUACUAUAGUAAUAUAGCGCAACUCCGACGCAUCGAGGUGUGUAAAUUUCUUGCCAAUAACCAGCAGAAGUAUCUCAUGCAGGCAUUUUUUAAAAUUCCACCGCCUGUCAUAUCCCUAAUUCAAUGUCCUUUGAAGCCGCGCAACUACAAGCUCACCAAUAUUUCGGUGGAACCAAAUUUGUUUGUAAAUUCCCUGCAUCCUGGCAAAUAUCGUUUCUUUGUUGAAGUGAUCCAGUUAAGUUCGGGUGUCAAAUUGCUCGAUAUGCAAAUAACAGUGAUGUGAAAAAACUGAAUUUAAUUUUGAAUCUCAUCGUAAAAUGUUUGAGGAAUAAUAAAAAAGGAUCUUCACAA